Molecule: messenger RNA, 1548 nt
Organism: Brienomyrus brachyistius
Lineage: Eukaryota; Metazoa; Chordata; Actinopteri; Osteoglossiformes; Mormyridae
Product: hydroxycarboxylic acid receptor 2-like
Exons: 1
Coding region: 1-990 (329 amino acids)
Biological process (GO): thrombin-activated receptor signaling pathway; blood coagulation
Cellular component (GO): membrane
Molecular function (GO): thrombin-activated receptor activity
Source: RefSeq, a predicted model, not a curated record
AUGACGAACACAACAUCUAGCAACUGCUGUGUGUUUGGCGGGGGUCUGUUUAAAACUUUGUCUCCAAUAAUUUGCAUUGAAUUCAUCCUGGGAAUGAUAGGCAAUGGUGUGGCUCUCUGGAUCUUCUGCUUUUGCCUAAAACCUUGGAAAAGCAGCUCCGUCUUCCUCUUCAACCUUGCCCUUGCUGACUUUCUCCUGAACGUGAUCCUGCCUUUCCGUGCCAGCUACUACCUGAUGGGGAGAGACUGGAUCUUUGGGGAUACCUUCUGCCGCAUCUCCCUCUUCAUGCUGGCCAUGAACCGUUGUGGCAGCAUCCUGUUCCUGACAGCAGUGGCUGUAGAUCGGUUCCUGCGGGUGGUUCACCCGCACCACCCUCUCAAUUCGAUGUCUGUCCGAAAGACAGUGUGUGCUGCCUGUGCGAUCUGGGCGCUGACCAUCUCCCAGACGGCCCACCUGAUAUUCGACAUGCACAUCACCACUAGUGGAGAGACAACCCAAUGUGAGAGCUUCCAGAUUUGCGAGACAUCCACCUUUUAUUUUACCUGGCACAAGUCUAUCUUCGUCUUCUCAUUUUACCUGCCUCUGGCCAUAAUCCUGUUCUGCACCAUCCGGAUCAUCACACAGCUGAAGAACAGGCAGUUGGACAAGGACCAAAGGAUCAAGAGGACACUUCACUUCAUCAUUGUGGUAGUAGUGGUGUUUUUCUUAUGCUUCUUUCCCAGCAACCUGACCCAGGUGGUCAUCUGGAUCAAAGUCACCUUCUACCCUGGACCCUGUGAAGACUAUGAUGUCCUGCAAACAGUCUUCUUCUACACGAUCAGCUUGACUUACCUCAACAGCACAUUAGAUCCCAUUGUCUACUACUUCUAUAGUCCAACCUUCAAGAAGAUCUGCAAGAAGCAGUUGAAGCGGCUGUGGAAGAAAGCAGAGGUACCUGGAGAGGAAGAUCAAACUCGAGACACGGGCUCUCAGACACUUACUCAGCUGUGAGGAGUUUGGCUGGAUGAUACGCCAUGAUCCUGAACAACUGGUUACAAGACGGAUGGUGUUUUUGUUUCACUUACCAGUUUCAUCCAGUGCACCAGGAGGGUCAAAGGAACACACAAUUUGUAAAUAUUGGGAAUUGUAGUUUUUAUUUCAUGCCAGAAAUUUACAAAACUGUGGAAUUGCUACUGUCAAGGAGAGUGUCCAUUUAUAUUUGUACUGUAUGCAUUUUGUUUCUGUUAAAAACCUAGUCAAACAAUUGUAGAAACUGUAUGUAUUGAGGUGUAGUUUACUGCCAGUGUAUGGAUUAAAUUAACAUGUUUAAAAUACUGAGGCAAUUAAGCUGCAAGUUUCAGUGUGAAAGACUAACUUUCUAUUUAAGGAGCAUGGGUUAAUUUGGAAGUUGGCUGGCUGUGGAUGUAGCCUGAAUCCCAGGGUCAUAUGUGGAAUGUACUGUUUGCCUAUUCUAGUGGCUUUGUUGGUCUGUUUUUUGUUUUACUUACCAGUUUUCAGUUUUUUUUUCCAUUCUUUUUUCAAAUGUAUUACUUUUUUUGCACUGUUUAU